AUGGCGCUGUCCUUAACAUGUCGAAGACUAUUGUACCGACAGCAUCCUACAUUCUUGCAAUGUCGUCAAUCGGGAUACAUUGUAAUGCUGCCAGAUGUUCCUUUACACUCAGAUGACAACUCCCUUCUGCGGUCUGAUGCAUUUCAAGACUUUUCAUCUCUCACUGGCCGCAAAUGUUAUGAUGGUGUUGUCAGAAGAUCUCUGGACUUCCAGUCCAGCUUCUGGAAAAUUGAAAAACACAUCAAGGACAAGAAAGGUAUCACUGAUGUAGAACUCUUUCAAGAAUACCUUUGUCCAAUUGAGGAAGUGUCACGGCCACUGGAUAAUGCAUAUAACACUGUGAAAAUCCUACAUCAAGCAACUGACCUGCUAUCAAAUGAAAAGUACAACAAAAUUGCUUCUAGGGCAGCUGUUGCACUAGAAAAUAAGUUCACUAGUCCACUUUUGUACCACAGCUGCAAAAAUGCAUUAGAAUCUAAUGAAACAAAUCUACCACCAGACCAGAAACGCUUAUUAGCAAAGUACACCCUGUUUGGCAAAUUGAACGGUAUGGAACUACCCACAACUAAAUAUGAUUCCCUUGUGGAAGCACGCAAAGGAACGCUUAGGUAUCAAAAUACAUAUAAUGGCAAAUUGGCUCAUGAAACUCGCCAGUAUAAAUUGCCCAUUAGUGAUUCUCAUAUGUUGAAGAAUUUUCCUGAACGCCUGUUAAGGGCUAUGUCAGAGGGGCCAGACCCUUCUCGAGGGCCAUGGACUUUGAGAUACCGAACAAUGACACCCUUUUUGGAAUAUUGCCCUGAUGCAUUGCUUCGAAACAAAGUAUGGCUGUCAUCAGCAACUUUCGGUUUGCAUGAAGAAAUGACAGCCCUCAAUGUUGAUGUAACCAAUAUUCGUUAUGCAAGAAAACAAGAAGCCAAAAUACUAGGUUUUAACUCUUAUGCAGAAUAUGCAAUGGAAUCUAAAAUGGCAGGGUCUGUAGAUGAUGUCCUGGGCGUAUUGGAUCAUCUGUUGCAAAAGGCUCGACCAGCUCAAGCACAUGAAAUAGAGUCUCUGAAUAAAUUCGCAUUUGAAAAUGGAUACCACAAACCUCUCGAGUUUUGUGAUGUUCCAUACUGGCAACGGGCAAAAUUAAAUAAGGCAUAUGGCUUCAAUGAAAAUGAGCUUAGCGCUUACUUUCCAUUUGAAACUGUUCUCAGUGGGUUGUUUACUCUUCUAAAUGAUAUGUUUGGAAUAGAAAUGAAUGAGAUUAGAGGUGUUGAUGUGUGGGCUAGAGAUGUACGUGUUUAUGAAGUGCUUGAUAGUAAAAGUAAGGCACCGAUUGCCCACCUCUACUUAGAUCCUUUCAUGAGGUCGGAAAAAUCUUAUUCCAAUGGUGUUGCUCUCACUUUAAGGAAUCGAAGUUUGGUUGGGAAGGAACAAACACCCCAGAUAGGAAUUAUGUUUAGUUUUUCUCCCCCUGCACACGGAAAGCCAUCCCUUUUAUCAUUUAAUAAUGUGGUGGAUCUCUUUGGAAGGUUUGGGUAUGCCUUACAAGUCAUCUUAUCAAAGGCAGCCUAUGCUGAAGUUGCUGGAUCUGCAUUUGUUGAAGUUGAUGCUGCGGAAAUACCAUCACAUUUCCUUGAGCAUUGGGCAUACACACCAGCUGUCGUCAAAAGCAUUUCAGGUCACUAUGAUAAUGGUGACAAGUUACCUGAUGGAAUUUUGAAUAACCUUGAUAGAGUUAAAAAGCACAUGGCUGGUUUCCACUUAUGUAAUGAAAUUUAUAAGUCCAGACUUGACAUGGAGCUCUUUGCAACGGACAUAGCCUGGAAAACUGUAAUGGAGAAGUUGUGGCCAAUGUACUCAGCUUUUCCUUUGGACCCAAUGGACCAUUCCCCAUUGUCAUUUCAUGAGAUCUUCAAUGAAGGCAGUGCAUCUUAUUAUUCCCAUAUAUGGUCAAGGUUGAUAGCUGCUGACAUUUUUACUGCUUUUGAAGAGGUUGGACUAGAAAAUAAGGAAAGCAUUAGGACUGUUGGAGAUAGGUUCCGAGACACGUACCUCAAUGGACUCUCUGGUGCUGCUAAAAAUUUUAGGAAGUUUAGAGGAAGAGAUCCUGCUCCUGAUGCCUUCUUAUUGAGUCUAGGGCUUCAAAAACCUUUGAAACCAACACAGUCUAAAUGAAGUACACCAAAUGUGUGCCGUGACACCAAAGCAGUGACUGUCUACUAUUAGUUAAAUUUGAGAAGUCAGAAAAGCAUUCUAAUUUGUAAAUAGGAUAUUGUUUGGAUCUAGACACUUGUUUUUCUUUUUCUGAUUUCUUCUUGUUAAUACAAAUAAGCUUGAUCAGAUUUAGAGGACGGUCCUCUCUAUGUGAUAUGGCUGUCCUUUGAAAUGUAUGGUACAACUAAGACCUGAUUGUAUUUCAAUUUAAGUAGUCUAUCUAGAAAUUAGUGGGAGGUGGAGACCUCCUUGACAUGUUUAUGUUAUGUUCUGUCUAUAUGUUUAAGUGGACUUUGAUUAUCAAGGUAACCAUGAGCUGUGCUGCAGUAAGUUAUGAAAUUUUUAAUGUUUAUUGUAUUUAAUUGGUGGUUUCACAUCACAAGAUCUUUGUCCCUUGUCAAUAUUACAAGAAUAUGUGUGACAGCCAACUUUUAGAUUAUGUCCUAAAUUUGUUAUCCUUUUAGUAUGCAACAGUGGUUAAUCACUCAAAAUUAUGUCAGUAAAUUUUUGUGAAAUCAUGUGGAUUCUGUAAAUAAAAGCUUUGUUGGCAUAAA
Thrips palmi is the source of this 2753-nucleotide messenger RNA. Its product is annotated as oligopeptidase A. Gene Ontology annotation, molecular function: metalloendopeptidase activity. Lineage: Eukaryota; Metazoa; Arthropoda; Insecta; Thysanoptera; Thripidae. The coding region runs from base 1 to 2160 and encodes 719 amino acids. The record is from RefSeq and is a predicted model, not a curated record. The transcript has 13 exons. Gene Ontology annotation, biological process: proteolysis; peptide metabolic process.